AUGGAUCGACCAGCGGAGAUGAACAACAAGCCCACCAUCAUAGGGAUCUACGGCGUCCCGGGUUCGGGAAAGACUUCUCUUCUGAGGCUGCUGGAAACGGAGCUUCCGGGGGGGUCGUUCAGCUUUUACGAGGGUUCUACGGUUAUUGACAAGGUCUCGCCGGGGGGUCUGGCUGCCUUUAAGAAGAUGGAGCUGCCGGAUAAGGAGAUCUGUCGUCAGGAAGCUAUGAAGUUGAUUAAAGAUGAGUGUGUUGCCUCCGGCCGGAUUGGGAUUGUAACUGGCCACUAUAUGUUCUGGGAUGUGCCGACCCAGGACGCUGAGAUUGCCAUCACGUCGGUUGAUCUCAAGACCUAUACCCAUGUUGUGUACCUGAAUCAGCCUGCUUUUGUUGUUUCUCAACGGCGUGAACAUGACACGGAGCGCCAUCGUGACAGCCUCGCGAUCCCACACCUCCGAGAAUGGAUUGAUACUGAGGUCUCUGAGAUGACUACCCUCUGUCUCAAUCAUUCCAUUAUGUUCACCUUGUUACUGCCAUACUCUAUUGGGAAGAUCGCCGCUCUGAUUCAGGAUUUUGUGCGCCAUAACGAACACUACAACCAGACUGUGGCCGAUGAGCGCAUCGAUAAUGCCCUCGCCUCUCACCAGACGUAUCUCGAGAAGGUGCUGGUGUUUGAUGCUGAUCGCACUCUCGCUCCCAUCGACACCGGAAAGCAGUUCUGGAAACAGACCCCCGGAAGAAAAUGGAGCGUCUUGAAGGGAGUGUUCGGCAGCCAGCUCGGAUAUUCUUACUCCUCCUUCAGACAAGCCGCCUUGCUAUAUGAGCAGGAUGCCGAUGAUGUGGAGUACGAUGGAAUCUGCGACCAGGUUGCUGCCGAGGUCAACCUCUACCCGGAGAUUGCGAACCUUCUGCACUGUGCCUCGGCGAAGGAGCACAUUGGAAUCGUCGUCGUCACCUGUGGGCUGCGCCUGGUCUGGGAGAAGGUUCUGGAGCGAGAAGGCCUCUCCGAUACGGUCAAGGUUAUCGGUGGAGGGAGAAUCUCUGACGGCUAUGUCGUGACUCCUAGGGUCAAGGGGGCCCUGGUCCGGCGGUUGAGAGAUCGCCAUGGUUUGAAGGUGUGGGCGUUCGGGGACAGUCCUGUCGACAUCGAGAUGCUCAGGGGUGCGGACUACGCCACUGUCAUUGUCGGAGAUGAGAACAACAGGAGCCGGACCAUGGACGCUGCAUUAAUCACCGCCAUUGAGCAGGGCCUCCAGGCACACCAAGUCCUGCUUCCCGAGUCUGCACCACCACGUCUCGACACGAUAGUUCUCCCCGCUAUCAAACUCGACGAUCCUACCUUCCUCCAACCGCUCCUCGCAUCCAAUUUCCACCUCGUCCACGCGACCUCAAAACCGGCAGCCAAGCUGCUGCAGACUCCCAUGCGGGACGCCCAAGUGGUUGGUCCGGCUUUGCGCAAGGUCCACAAACGAGCAGGACUAUACCUUGCCAUCGAACACCUCAGCGAGGUGAUCGGCCUCGAAGAAUACAACAUCGCCCACGUCCAGGGCAACAUGACAACCGGUCACCAGCUAGCCGACGAAGCCCGCACCAUCAUCAUAGCCUUGAUGCGAGGCGGGCUGCCCAUGGCGGAUGGGAUCAACAAAGCCUUCAAAAAGGCGAGCAUGCUUCAUGCCUUUAAGGCCGAGGACAUCAAGGCCCGUCACGUCUUGGGGAAAUCCACCGUUUUGCUCGUGGACUCGGUCAUCAACAACGGUACCACUGUGAUUGAAUUCGUCAAUCAUAUUCGGGCCUUGAACAAGGAUAUCCGGAUUGUGGUGGUUGCUGGGGUCGUCCAGGCGAAAGCCGUUGCUCCUGAUGGUCCGUUGCGGAGGAUUGCUCGGAAUGGGACUCUGACGGUGGUUGCGUUGCGGCUUUCGGAGAAUAAGUAUAAGGGAACUAGGGGGACGGAUACUGGAAAUCGAUUGUUUAAUACGGUGAAUCUGGAUUAG
Messenger RNA from Aspergillus sclerotioniger CBS 115572, 1989 nucleotides. RefSeq lists its product as uncharacterized. Gene Ontology annotation, cellular component: cytoplasm. Lineage: Eukaryota; Fungi; Ascomycota; Eurotiomycetes; Eurotiales; Aspergillaceae. The transcript has a single exon. The coding region runs from base 1 to 1989 and encodes 662 amino acids. Gene Ontology annotation, molecular function: magnesium ion binding. The record is from RefSeq and is a predicted model, not a curated record. Gene Ontology annotation, biological process: L-serine biosynthetic process; dephosphorylation.